Messenger RNA from Adineta steineri, 375 nucleotides. Lineage: Eukaryota; Metazoa; Rotifera; Eurotatoria; Adinetida; Adinetidae. The record is from the annotation of a GenBank genome assembly.
AUGAAUCAGCUGGGUAAUAACUGUGAAAAUUAUCCAGAUGGAUGUUUAUAUAAAGGUCGCGGUCCACUACAACUAACACACAAAAGUAAUUAUGAAAAAGCAGGAGAAGCAUUGGGUUUAGAUUUGGUUGGUGAUCCUGAUCAAGUUGCUGAACCAGAAGUAGGUUUCAAAGUUGCAGUUUGGUUUUGGAAUGAUCAUAAUCUAAACUCGUUGGCUGAUGAAAAUACGUUAGAUGCCUUCAAGAAAAUUACUAAAAAAAUCAAUGGUGGACAAAAUGGUGCACAAGAACGAGAACGAUAUUGGCAAAAAACAGGAGAAGUAUUGGGAUGUGCUGAACGAAAGAAAAGUAAACCUUUACCAUUCCAUAUAGUGUAG